This is a messenger RNA of Triticum urartu, 1110 nucleotides long. Its product is annotated as BTB/POZ and MATH domain-containing protein 1-like. The record is from RefSeq and is a predicted model, not a curated record. Gene Ontology annotation, biological process: protein ubiquitination. NCBI's taxonomy places the organism in Eukaryota, Viridiplantae, Streptophyta, Magnoliopsida, Poales, Poaceae. Gene Ontology annotation, molecular function: protein binding.
AUGGCUAACAGCAGCUCGGCCUCACCGGAGAUCACGUCGAGAUGUGUCACGGUCAGGGAGCACACCGAUACGCUCAAUUUGGAGGUGGACGAUUAUCUGGGGCUCGUUGGCAUCGGUGUCGGCGAGCCCCUUACUUCGUCCGUCCUCGAAGUCGGCGGCUACAAGUGGAUGAUCAGCUUCUACCCAGACGGAGUCGAGAACUAUCAUGGCCACGCCGCAGCGUUUGUGCACUGUUACAGUGACAGCAAAGACACCGACGAUGUGACCGCCAAGUUGACGCUGAGCAUCCUAGAGAAAAGGAGCCAGGUAAACGUAGCCAGCUUCGAUGCGAUGAAGCGCGUCUUCUCUCCCCGCGAUUACCAGACAUGGGGCCAUCACGGAUUCGCAGACAAGGCCAAGCUGGAAUGGCUGUCGCAACUGGGGGACGGCUGCUUCACGGUACGGUGCGUCCUCACCGUCUUCACGGACACGGACGAGUCACCGCCUCUGCAGCUGCCCACAGUGCCCAGCCAACUCUUCAGCCAGCUCGAGAGCAUGCUAGAGGACGGGAGAGGCGCCGACGUCACGUUCCUCGUGGGCAGCCAGGAGUUCCGCGGGCACAGGUCCUUUCUGGCCGCGCGGUCGCCGGUCUUCGGAGCUCAGUUCUAUGGCCCCAUGGCGGAGAAGGACGACAUGCCGCGCGUCAAGGUCAUCGACGUUGAGCCGGACAUCUUCCAGAUGAUGCUUCACUACAUCUACAAAGACUCGCUGCCGCUGCCACCCGCCGACGACGAAGGAGGCUACAGCGUCGCGGCGAUGCAGCACCUGAUGGUCGCGGCAGACAUCUACGGGCUGGAGAGGCUGAAGCUCAUGUGCGAAGAUGAGCUGUGCAACACUAUGGAUGUGGCCACCGUUAUGAGCACGUACGCGCUGGCGAAUCAGCACCACUGUAAUCGACUCAAGGAUGCGUGCGUGCAAUUUAUUAUGUCGUCAAAAGAAGUGUUGGCCGCCAUCCUCGAGACCAAUGAGAACUUCUUGAUGACACGUUGCCGACCACUGCCAUUAGAGGGGGAUCAUGAAGAGGAAGACGUUGAUCACAGCAGGAAAUUCAAAAGGACUCGUACAGAAUAG